AUGCGGUUCACUGCUGCUGCGGCUUUCCUCGCAUCCACGCUGCCGCUGGUUGCCCGCGCUGCUCCAGCGCCUGCGCAAAACACACCACAGACUGAUUAUGAUGCCAUCAUUGUCGGCGGCGGCCCGGCAGGGCUGAGUGCUCUGAGCGGGUUGGCCCGAGUACGCAGAAAGGUGCUGCUGAUAGACUCGGGCGUCUAUCGCAACGCCGAGACAAGAUACAUGCAUGAUGUUUUGGGGUUCGACGGUGUUAAGCCAGACUAUUUCCGCUGGGCGGCUCGGCAGCAACUCUCGCACUACGACACAGUCACCAUGACCAACGGCACAGUCUCAAGGAUCCAGCCGCAACAGAACAAUGCCUACUUUACCGUCACGAGCAAGGAUGCCGCCGGCAAGGAGCAAUCCUUGACGGCCAAGAAGAUCAUCCUCGGCACGGGAAUCCGGGACCUAAUCCCCGACACGCCCGGGUUGCGCGAGAAUUGGGCCCAGGGCAUCUUCUGGUGCCUGUGGUGUGAUGGCCACGAGCACGCCGACCAAGCUCUCGGCAUCAUCGGCCCGCUGACCGACGUCAUGGGCGACGUGCGCAACGCCCUCACCCUGAACAAGGACAUGGUCGUCCUGGCCAACGGCACCGACACGGCGGCCAGCCGCGACGCCCUCGACAAGGCAAACCCCGGAUGGCAAAAGUUCCUCCAACUGCACAACAUCAAGGUUGAGAACCGAGUCAUCAAGUCCAUCGAGGUGCUGGAGAAGGACAACGGGACCUCCAGCAACGCCAGGCUGCCCUCGCAGCCCGAGCACUACCUCUUCCGCGUCAACUUUGACAGCGGCGAGCCUCUGCUCCGCAACGCGUUCCUGACGAGCUUCCCCAACGAGCAGUACUCGACGCUCGGGCAGGACCUCGGGGUGCAGAUGGUCAGCGGCAGGCUCGCGGUGGAUUCCACCAAGGGCUUGAUGACGAGCGUUCCGGGGGUGUACGCUGUGGGGGACUGCAACUCGGACGGGGUGACCAACGUCCCGCACGCGCUGUUUAGCGGCAAGCGGGCUGCGGUGUAUCUGCACGCCCAGCUGGCGCGGGAAACCGCCUACGCGGAGACUGGCGAGGUGGCGCGACGAAGCAUCCACAAGGAAGCACGCUGGCUGUGGGACUUUAUGAACCCGCAGCACGACAUGUUGAACGGCGGGCGCUUCAACCAGUAUGGCCAGUGA
Messenger RNA from Ustilaginoidea virens, 1206 nucleotides. RefSeq lists its product as uncharacterized. Lineage: Eukaryota; Fungi; Ascomycota; Sordariomycetes; Hypocreales; Clavicipitaceae. The transcript has 3 exons. The record is from RefSeq and is a predicted model, not a curated record. Gene Ontology annotation, molecular function: oxidoreductase activity. Bases 1 to 1206 code for a protein of 401 amino acids.